UGUUUAUUUUUUAUUUUCUUCCUUCCUGUUCCUCUGUAACAUUAGACCGAUGAAAGCUGCGCGGUCAAGCCCACGUCUCCAAACUGCAUCAGCCUGAUGAUGGCUAGAUGAGACAGCAUGUGUGUGUGCUGCUGCUAUUAUAGUUGUCAAACAAGUCUUCGCCUGAAACAAGGGUAUGGGAGUAUAAAGACAGUGAUUUGUGAAAGACUAAGCGAUGGAGCAGGGGUCAGAGGAGAACAUGGAGAGCUCAUGGACUCUGCUCUCCGGGCUGGCUUCUGGCGUGAUGGUGUUUGGAGGUGCGGUGCCCUACGUCCCCCAGUACCAGGACAUCCAGAGGACCAAUAACGCUGAGGGAUUCUCAACAAGAGUCUGUCUGGUGCUGCUCGUUGCUAAUAUACUUCGCAUUUUCUUCUGGAUAGGCAAGCAGUUUGAGCUGCCUUUGCUCCUGCAGAGUGUGGUGAUGAUUUUCACCAUGCUGGCUAUGCUACAUUUGUGCUGUUCCAUCCAGAGCAGCAACCGUGUCAGUACUAAACAGCACCACAUCACAGAUUUGGACCUUCGGUAUUUCUGGAGCUGGAGUUCUUUUGAGGACUAUCUGAUAUUCUGCUUUGCCUUCACGCUGCUAUGUGCUUUUAUAACGUUCCUCUUUCUGGACUGGGUCCUAUUUUUGGAAGCCUUGGGCUCUUUGGCUGUGAUGUUUGAAGCCAUGUUGGGACUGCCUCAGCUGCUGCAGAACUACAACAACCGCUCCACCCGAGGCAUGAGUGUAAAGAUGGUGCUUUUAUGGACGGCUGGUGACAUCUUUAAGACCACAUAUUUCGUGAUCAAUGAAAGCCCCACCCAGUUCGUGGUCUGUGGUGCGGUACAGAUCUUAAUUGACAUUGCUAUUCUGCUCCAGGUGAGCUACUACGGCCAGGACACCAGAAUCAAACUGGGCUGAGAUCACUACAGUAAUGAUGGCGAUCAACACUCCUAAAUAAGGAUAUUCUACAUGCUUCUUCUUACCA
Molecule: messenger RNA, 1007 nt
Organism: Sinocyclocheilus rhinocerous
Lineage: Eukaryota; Metazoa; Chordata; Actinopteri; Cypriniformes; Cyprinidae
Product: PQ-loop repeat-containing protein 1-like
Exons: 5
Coding region: 215-940 (241 amino acids)
Biological process (GO): phospholipid translocation; retrograde transport, endosome to Golgi
Cellular component (GO): endosome; trans-Golgi network
Source: RefSeq, a predicted model, not a curated record